AUGCCAGACCUGGUCAAUCCAACAUUGAGUAACAGCUACGGAGGCAAAGAGAUAAUCUCGGGCGCCCAGCGGAUCCACAACCCGGAGCUCCUGACGGCCUGGAUGAAAGAAGCGGGGAUCAAUCCGGCGCAGAUGAAGGGAUACCUGGACGGGUUCAGACUGGCUUGUCCGGCCCACACCGGCAGCGGGAUUGGCCUCAAGCGCGUCGUCAUGCUCUUCUUCAGCCUUGGCAAUAUCCGCAAGGCUUGCUUGGCUGUGGCCAGUGUGCUGGAAGUCAAGGCAUCCGCCUUUGUUGCUGUUGCUGCCCUCUGGAUUCAAACAAUUAGGGUGGACUUGUUUUAA
Molecule: messenger RNA, 342 nt
Organism: Puccinia triticina
Lineage: Eukaryota; Fungi; Basidiomycota; Pucciniomycetes; Pucciniales; Pucciniaceae
Exons: 3
Coding region: 1-342 (113 amino acids)
Biological process (GO): aspartyl-tRNA aminoacylation
Cellular component (GO): aminoacyl-tRNA synthetase multienzyme complex; cytosol; cytoplasm
Molecular function (GO): RNA binding; ATP binding; aspartate-tRNA ligase activity
Source: RefSeq, a predicted model, not a curated record